Messenger RNA from Olea europaea var. sylvestris, 1695 nucleotides. RefSeq names its product raucaffricine-O-beta-D-glucosidase-like. Gene Ontology annotation, biological process: carbohydrate metabolic process. The coding region runs from base 36 to 1343 and encodes 435 amino acids. Gene Ontology annotation, molecular function: beta-glucosidase activity. Lineage: Eukaryota; Viridiplantae; Streptophyta; Magnoliopsida; Lamiales; Oleaceae. The record is from RefSeq and is a predicted model, not a curated record. The transcript is spliced from 12 exons.
CUCUGUCCUUGAUUAAUUUUCAUUUGUGUCAAGCAAUGGAGAGCCAAAGCAACGUUGAUCCUCUGCAUAAUCAUGACAUCCGUAUCUCAACCCCUCAAGGCCCAACUCCAUCUAAGGCCCGUCGCUCUGAUUUUCCCAAAGAUUUUAUCUUUGGUGCUGCAACAUCCGCUUAUCAGGUCGAAGGUGCCUGGAAUGAAGCUGGCAAAGGCGAGAGUAAUUGGGAUCGUUUUACAGCAGAUCAUCCUGAUAAAAUUCAAGACAAAGGCAACGGACGUUUGGCUAUUGAUCACUACCAUCUGUGGAAGGAAGAUGUGACUUUGAUAAAGAAAGUGGGUUUGGGUUCUUAUAGAUUUUCAAUUGCUUGGACGAGAAUAUUACCAGGAGGAAGAUUAAGUGCUGGUGUAAAUAGAGAAGGAAUUAAUUACUAUAAUGAUCUCAUAAACUUGCUCUUGGGCGAAGGCAUUAUACCUUGUGCAACUAUCUUUCAUUGGCAUGUUCCCCAAUGUUUGGAAGACGAGUAUGGUGGCUUUCUAAGCCCUCGAAUUGUGGAAGAUUUUUCUGAUUUUGCUGAGAUUUGUUUCUGGGAAUUUGGUGAUCGUGUGAAACUUUGGAUCACAUUGAAUGAGCCAUGGAGCUUUUCUGUUUCCGGAUAUGCAUUAGGUUCUUUUGCACCUGGCCGGGGUCCAACACACGAGGACCAUGUAACAAAACCUGUCCAUCGCCAUAGAUGCAAUGUUCAGGAUCCAAUUAUUUGCAGCGAUGGAAAUCCAGGCACCGAACCGUAUAUUGUUGCACAUCAUUUGAUCCUUGCUCAUGCAGUAGCAGUUGAUAUAUACAAGAAAAACUUUCAGAAACUUCAAGGGGGCAAGAUAGGAGUCACAAAUGUUACAGCAUGGUAUGAACCACUCAAUAACACAACAGCUGAUAAAGAAGCUGCUUCAAGGGCAGUUGAUUUUUCGUUGGGAUGGUUUGUAGCACCCGUGGUUACUGGUGAUUACCCACCAGUUAUGAGACGAUUAGUAGGAGACCGCCUUCCCAAAUUUACACCAGAACAGGCUAAUCUGGUGAAGGGAUCCUAUGACAUUUUAGGAAUAAAUUAUUACACUACACAAUAUGCAACCAAUUCACCUAAGACACCUGGUGCAAGACCAAGUUACAAUACCGAUCAGGAGGUUCAAACAUCAACUGAACGUAAUGGGACGCCGAUUGGUGAACAGGCUGGUUCGAGUUGGUUGUUCAUUGUUCCAGAAGGGCUUUACAAGCUCUUGGUUCAUAUGAAAGAAAGAUACAGUAAUCCCAACAUUUACAUCACAGAGAAUGGUAAAUUCACAGCACAUUGCUAAGACUUUUUUCUACUGCAAAAUACUAAUGUAACUUAAUGGAUGAUUUUAUGAAGGGGUGGAUGAAUUAAACAACAAAACAACAGUUGCACAAGCUCGGUUUGAUGACAUGAGGGUUAGAUAUCACCAUGACCACCUUGUUCAACUUAAAAAAGCAAUGGACCACGGUGUUCGGGUGAAGGCUUAUUAUAUAUGGUCAAUGUUCGACAAUUUUGAAUGGGCUGAUGGGUACAGCGUUAGGUUUGGUAUCAUUCAUGUAGAUUUUGAGAAUAAUCAGUUGAAAAGGUUCCCAAAGAGCUCUGCUAUAUGGUGGACGAAUUUCUUGAACGUGAAGAAGGUCAAGAAGCAGGUCAAG